Xylona heveae TC161 is the source of this 2901-nucleotide messenger RNA. RefSeq lists its product as hypothetical. Gene Ontology annotation, cellular component: nucleus; nucleolus; preribosome, large subunit precursor. The record is from RefSeq and is a predicted model, not a curated record. NCBI's taxonomy places the organism in Eukaryota, Fungi, Ascomycota, Xylonomycetes, Xylonales, Xylonaceae. Gene Ontology annotation, molecular function: rRNA (uridine-2'-O-ribose)-methyltransferase activity; rRNA (guanine) methyltransferase activity. The coding region runs from base 72 to 2630 and encodes 852 amino acids. Gene Ontology annotation, biological process: maturation of LSU-rRNA from tricistronic rRNA transcript (SSU-rRNA, 5.8S rRNA, LSU-rRNA); rRNA methylation; maturation of 5.8S rRNA from tricistronic rRNA transcript (SSU-rRNA, 5.8S rRNA, LSU-rRNA). The transcript has 4 exons.
AAUUAUCUGAAGAGCGUGUCUUUUCUAUACCGGCAGAGCCGCCCACGAAGACUUUGCCGAAGCCGUGCAAGAUGGCGAUCCAAAAGAAGCACGGUAAAGGUCGUCUUGACAAAUGGUACAAAUUGGCAAAGGAAAAGGGCUAUAGAGCCCGUGCUGCCUUUAAGCUCAUUCAACUCAACAAGAAAUAUCAUUUCCUGGAAAAGAGCAAAGUUCUUCUUGAUCUUUGCGCUGCGCCAGGGUCAUGGUGUCAAGUCGCCGCGGAGACUAUGCCCCCCGGGAGCCUGAUUGUCGGUGUCGACCUUGCUCCUAUCAAGCCUAUUCCCCGAACGAUUACCUUCCAAAGUGAUAUUACGACGGAGAAAUGUAGAGCCACGAUUAGGCAACAUUUGAAAACUUGGAAGGCGGAUGUCGUCCUUCACGAUGGAGCGCCAAAUGUCGGUACAGCUUGGGUGCAGGAUGCUUUCACACAGGCAGAGCUGGUGUUGCAAUCGAUGAAAUUGGCGACAGAAUUUUUGGUUCAGGGUGGAGUCUUCGUUACCAAAGUUUUCCGAUCUAAGGACUACAAUGCUCUAUUGUGGGUUUUCAAUCAGCUAUUCGAAAAGGUAGAAGCAACGAAGCCACCAUCAUCGAGAAACGUCUCGGCCGAAAUUUUCGUCGUCUGUAGAGGUUUCAAGGCACCAAAGCGCAUUGACCCACGAUUCCUUGAUCCCCGGAACGUUUUCGCGGAGCUUGCUGACCCGACGCCGAACAACGAAGCCAAAGUCUUCAAUCCGGAGAAAAAGAAGCGCAAGCGAGAGGGUUAUGAGGAAGGCGAUUGGACACAGUACCAUGAAGCACCGGCCAGCGAAUUUAUUCAGACCACGGACCCCAUUGCAAUGCUAGGCUCUCUGAACUGUUUGAGCUUCGUGCAGCCAGCUAAUGGCGACGUUGCGCUUGCAGCGCUCGAAAAGAUGCCAGAAACUACGCAGGAAAUCCGUGAUUGCUGUGCGGAUCUCAAAGUGCUCGGUCGAAAAGAAUUUCGUGACCUUUUGAAGUGGCGUUUGAAGAUCAGAGAAAAGUUCGGGUUUUCAUCGAAGAAAAAGGCUGCUCAAGAAAAGGAGGGAGAAGAAGUAGCGGAGGUGGCUCCAAUGGAUGAGGAGUUGCAGAUUCAGGAGGACUUGCAGAGAAUGCGGGACCAGGAGAGCUCACGGAAAAAGAAAGAGAGAAGACGGGAAAAUGAGCGAAAGCAAAAGGACAUUGUUCGAAUGCAGUUGCACAUGACAACUCCCAUGGAUAUUGGUCUCGAACAGGCCGGUCCCUACGGUGAGGAAGACAUGUUCGGGCUUAAGGCUGUAGAUCGGGCUGGUGCAGUGGACAAGAUUGCGAAGGGAAAGAUGAACUACGUGGUCAAUGCGCCACAGGAUCAAGAAGAAUCCGAAAAUGAUUCCGACGCGAGCAGUGACGAGGAUGGCGACCAGCUCGAGGGCACUCUCGACGCCAUGUACGAACAGUAUCAGGAGCGGAAGUCAGAACUUGAUGCGAAAUACCGGGCUAAGAAAGCUCGAAAAGAGCAUGAGGAUGGGGAUUGGGACGGCUUUUCCGAUAAAGAGGGUAGCAGCUCAGAUGAAGUUGAGGGGCAGGAGGAGGAUAGCGAUGACAGCUCAUCCUCCGAUGAGGACGAUGGGCAGCCUUCUAAAAAGUCUCUUGUCACCUCCCUCGAUGAUAUGAAUGGCACUUCUGGUAAGGGGCUUACGAAACGCGCGACGAUGUUCUUUGAUCAAGAUGUUUUCAAGGAUAUUGAUGGGCUUCAAGAUGGCCAGGAAGAAGGCGAAGAUGAAGAAUUGGAUGAAGAUAUGGAAGAUGAGCUGGAUGCGCUCGAGGCAUCUCGAAAGACCAAGGCUCAGAAACCUUCGAAAGCUGCCAGCAAAGGGGAAUUACAAUUAUCCGCUGCGUCAAAUAGGAACAAUGGCAAGCCUGCCGAGCUCGAGGGCGCUGAAGACGAUGAGUCGGACGAAGGUGGUUUCGAAGUGGUCAAGAACAAGGAUGCCAAGAGUGAAUGGGAAGCGCAGGGCGAGCCAACCAAAGAUGGUCGGAUGGAUAUCGACAUUAUUACUGCUGAAGCUAUGACCUUGGCCCAGCAACUUGCAUCCGGCGAGAAAAGCAAGUACGAUUUAAUGGACGAGACCUACAACAAAUAUGCUCUCCAGGACCGCGACGGCCUCCCCGAAUGGUUCCUCGACGAUGAAAACAGACACAGCAAACCGCAUCGACCCAUUACUGCUCAGGCCGCAGCGGCACUGAAGGAGAAGAUGAGAGCGCUCAAUGCUCGACCCAUCAAGAAGGUGCAAGAGGCAAAGAGCCGGAAGAAGUUCAAGGCUGCGCAGCGACUGGAGAAGCUACGCAAGAAGUCUGCUCUGUUGGCUGAUGAGGGUGACAUGACCGAGAAGGACAAAGCCCAAAGCAUCGCGAAGCUCAUGAGCAAGGCCGCAAAGAAGAAGCCUAAGCAGCCCGUCAAGUUGGUUGUUGCCAAGGGUACUAACCGGGGUAUUUCCGGUCGCCCAAGAGGUGUCAAGGGCAAGUACAAGAUUGUCGACGCUCGAAUGAAGAAGGAUCUGCGGGCACAAAAGAGACUCUCCAAGAAGAGAAAGUGAACCAAAAAAAGCAUAGCUAGGGCAUUUUAUGGCGUAACCAAUCUACUAAGGUAUAUUUUGAGGCAUUAUUUGCGUUGUAGAUAGACUUGUUCCUUCUCUUCUCGCUGCGAACCUGAUAAAUUAUGCUUGGGCCAUAUGCUAUAGUGUAUUGAUUCGAAGUUGGAUAUUUAAAAGAAUUUUUUUUAGUACAGCCUUUUUUGUGCUAUGCAUAAUCUGAAAUGAGGUCAAUCAUCACAGAGCAAACUUUGAUCGCUACAAUAAUAUCGCGGUG